This is a messenger RNA of Funneliformis caledonium, 1629 nucleotides long. The record is from the annotation of a GenBank genome assembly. Lineage: Eukaryota; Fungi; Glomeromycota; Glomeromycetes; Glomerales; Glomeraceae.
AUGAAGGAAGACUAUAAUAAAUCGAUAAGUUGUUCUAUAACAUUACCGUCGGAUAAAGAAAGUUCGCUAUCGUUGGAUAUAAAUGAAGAAAAAUUGUCCCAGUUGGAUAUCAAUGAAGAAAAUUUGCCACCGUUGGAGAUCAAUGCGCCAGUUAUACUCUUAGUUGGAAAAACAGGUGCUGGUAAGAGUACGUUGGGAAAUCAUUUGUUAAGAAUCUCGGAAGAUGAAAAUUGCGCUUUUAAGGUCUCCGAAGAUUUUGAUUCGACAACCAACAAAUCUAGCUCCGCGGUUUACCAAAUUAAAGACAAAACUUACAACAUUAUCGACACGCCUGGGAUUUUUGAUACCAAAAAGCCCAAUGAAGAAAUCAUGGAAGAAAUCGCGCGCACUGUACAAAGAUGUGCUUAUGGAAUCAAGGCCAUAUUAUUUGUUUUUGAAGCCAAAAGGUUUACGGAUGAGCAAAAAAACGUGAUCGAUGGUAUAUCGACGUUUUUCGGAGAACAAGCUUUUCUAUACAUGAUUUCUGUCUUCUCGAAUUGUAACAAAAAAAAUACAAAUGAUCCAAAAAAUUUUGAAAAGUCUUGGAACGAUAAAGUUCGCAUGUUCGUCAAUCGCAUGGGUAAUCGGUGGGCCAUUUCUCCGAAUCCAGACAUCUUUCCCCCUGGUACUCAAAUGCAUGAAACAUGUCUAGAAAAGUUAGAAAAUACUAUUUAUGACCUAAAUGGAAUAUAUACAAACGAAUUGCUCGAAAAGACACGAAAGGAGCAAGAAGAACUCGUGCGGAUUGCAAGGGAAGAACAAGAAAAGAGACAGAGAGAAUAUGAUGAGAUUAAACGAACGGAAGGUAGAGCUAGGGCAGAAGCAGAAUACUUGAAAAGAAAGGCUGAAGAUGAUGAGAGAGCACGUAUUGCAAAUGAUAAACAAAUUGAAAAACUUAAGGAUAGCAUAUAUGAAAAAAUUAGUGAUCUUGAAAAAAGUAUAAGUGACCUUCGACGAGAAAAUGAAGAACUUCAAAAAAAACUUAAUCAAGGAGGUUGUUUCUGGCUUGAAACCCGAGUUAAGCUUGAAUCUGGAAGAAUCGUUCGAAUGUCGGAACUUCAAGUAGGGGAUCGAGUGUUGUCAAACAUCAGAAAUGAUAUUGAAGAGUUUUCAAAUGUUUACCUUAUCGCUCACAUUGGCAAACUCGAUCGUGAAGAAAAAUUUACCAAGAUAAGCUUCACUAAACCAGACGGCUAUAAAAGUCAUUUACGGCUCACAACCACUCAUUAUGUCUUCAAUGAAAAUUUAUCUAUCAUGUUUGCCAAAGAUUUACUUCCUGGAAAAACCAAGAUUUUAGUAUCUGAUGAUAAUAAUAAGCUUGUUCCGGUCAUUGUUGAUGAUAUAACGAAUGAAUGGCACGAUGAAUAUAUUAGCUUUUACACUCGGGCGGGUUCAGUUAUCGCCGAAGGCGUAUUUUGUUCUUGCUACGACGAUUGCCCGCCUUCUCAGUGGCUCAUGGACCUUGUUUUUUUACCAGUUCGCUGGUGGACCCUUUUCAAACCAAGCACGCAUCGUGAAAAAUGCCUUCAUCCUUAUGUUCAGUUAUUGGAAACUGCAUAUUUUUCUUUUAUCAAUUUAUUUGUGCAAUGA